UAAAUAACAAAUUUUGUUAUGCACUUGCGAGAGAAAAUCAAAAGUAAACUAAUUUUACCUAAUGUUUAGGUAAAGCAGUUCAAUAAUAUUCUUUAAGAAGUUUUAGUAAUCAUGUGUUGAGAGUAUUAUAAAAGUUUUUUUCCGAACAAUUCAACGAGUAAUACAUUUCCUUCGUUUAAAGCGAUUCUUUUGGAGUGAAGCGAUUCCUGUAAAGUACCUAUAGAUUCAAUUCUGGGGUCGUUCAAUAAAAACAUUAAAAUGAGUUCAUUUUUGCGAGGAUCAACGAACUAUGUUUGGUGCACUACCAGUGUCCUGGGGAAAGGUGCUACCGGGGCAGUAUUCCAAGGUGUCAACAAACACAACGGUGAACCAGUGGCCGUGAAGACGUUCAACCAGCUGAGUCAUAUGAGACCACAAGAUGUACAAAUGCGAGAAUUUGAAGUGCUGCGCAAAGUCAAGCACAACAACAUUGUCAAAUUAUUGGAUAUUGAAGAUGACCAGGAAGGGCGCGGAAAGGUGAUCGUGAUGGAAUUGUGCACUGGAGGAAGUUUAUUCAAUAUUCUAGACGAUCCGGAAAAUACGUAUGGACUGCCACAGAGAGAAUUCUUGUUGGUGCUGGAACAUCUGUCCGCCGGAAUGAAACAUCUGAGAGAUAACAAUUUGGUGCAUAGAGAUUUGAAGCCGGGCAACAUAAUGAAGUAUAUUUCCGAAGACGGUCAAACGAUCUACAAGUUGACCGAUUUCGGUGCAGCCCGUGAAUUAGAGGAAAAUCAGCAGUUUGUUUCCCUUUACGGAACAGAGGAAUACCUCCACCCGGACAUGUACGAACGAGCCGUAUUGAGGAAAUCAAUCAAUCGGAGCUUUACAGCCAACGUGGACCUAUGGUCCAUCGGAGUAACACUGUACCAUGUUGCUACUGGAAAUCUUCCAUUCCGUCCCUACGGGGGACGAAAAAAUAAGGAAACUAUGCAUCAUAUUACGACUAAGAAAGCACCUGGCGUCAUUGCCGGCACGCAAACAAGCGAAAAUGGACCAAUCGAAUGGGCCCGGCAUCUGCCUCCACAUUGCCAACUAAAGGCUGGCUUAAAGUUCCUUGUGACUCCACUGUUGGCCGGCCUGCUAGAGGAAAAUCAAAAACGCAUGUGGUCUUUUGAUCGUUUUUUCUACGAGGUACAACAUAUUCUGAACAAAAAAGUUUUGCACGUUUUCUACACCAAUCAAGCUACUUCCAUUGAGGUGUACAUGGAUCCAGAGGAGAGUUUCUUUAACCUAAAGGAGCACAUCCUGGUGCAGACCAAAGUCCCUCAUAAUGCGCAGUUACUGCUGCUCGAUUCAGAGCGAUUUGAGUUGAAGGUUGGCCCUAACAGCAGCGCACGCGGAUAUCCCACAACCGAGACAGACAGCCCGGUAAUGCUGUUCAACAUCGAAAACAACAACGUUACACUCCCAGGUGAAUUGGAUCUGCCCAAGUUUCCGUCGUUUCCGAGUGGAGUGUCCGUGGAGAAUGAUGCGAGCAUGGCCAAGAUCGCAUGCAGCGUAGGACACGAAUGCAAACGACGUGUGGAGAAUUUUUCCAUGUUGGACACGCUGAUGAACAAAGCGGUUGAGCAGUUUGCAGGGCUACUGAAAAAUCAGUUGAUCAAAUUGUUCGAACGUGUCAAACACCAAGAAGACGUUAGUGGCUCUAUUUGGGAGAUUUCUGAUUUGGUUGAAAUCGCCGUAUUAAAUAAUGAAACAUACCAGGACAAGGCCUCAACUAUCCACACCGAAAUGAGCAGCCUCAAAGCCACAUUCCAACGAGUAGCAGAUCCAGUUCAGCAACUCCACAAUCGGUUCGUCUUGGAGGAAUCGCUAAGUCGUGAGUGGAUCACUGCUUACCGCGAUCUACGCAGCCCCAACAAAAAUCGUGUCAACGAAAAAGCCAAAUAUCUGGUGGAUCGGCUACGUGACUCGUGGCAGCAUUUGCUACGUGACCGCGCCACUCGAUCGCUCACCUACAAUGAUGAACAAUUCCAUGCCCUCGAGAAAAUCAAAAUCACCGAAACGGGAAAGCGAGUCAAGACGCUCUUGAACGAGGAUGUGCGCCCUGCGGUGGAGCUGGAGGCUGAGUGUCUGGCCGAUUGGUAUAAAAAGGCCCAAACAAUCUUUUUGCAGACGCAGUUUUUGCUCAAGGAUGUCAGCUCUCAUGAGGAGACCCUGUACGAUGUCAGGGUGCGCUUAGUGCAGAUGAAGGAAGAUUUGAAGGAGGACAUCAAGAACGACAGUGAGGUGUCUAAGAUUGCCAACGAGACGAGCGCGAAUGAACAGAAUAUUGAGUAUAUGAAGAAAUCCAAAGAGAUGCAAUGCUAUUUGCGGACGAUGUUUAACUUACAACGGGAAAUCAAGAAAAGUCUUCUGCAAAAUAACGAAAUAGUUGACGAUUUGUGCAAAUUGACAAGCGAACAUCCUUCGAAAGAGGAAAUUUUCGACUGAUUAUUGCAACUCUCUAAAUGCAAUGCACAUUCGUUUGCAUUAUAUUUUAUCCGGAAACUAUAUACAGAUUAAGUAACUACCUUUGGUUAAUUGUAAGUUGUAUCCUUAUUUUAUUCUAUAAUAAAAGUAUUUUACUUUUA
Molecule: messenger RNA, 2612 nt
Organism: Armigeres subalbatus
Lineage: Eukaryota; Metazoa; Arthropoda; Insecta; Diptera; Culicidae
Gene: IKKepsilon
Product: serine/threonine-protein kinase TBK1
Exons: 6
Coding region: 259-2472 (737 amino acids)
Biological process (GO): peptidyl-serine phosphorylation
Cellular component (GO): cytoplasm
Molecular function (GO): protein serine/threonine kinase activity; ATP binding
Source: RefSeq, a predicted model, not a curated record